ACCCUUCCCCGGACCCUUGUGGCUGCCCUUUAUUGGUUCAAGACUUUUGGAAAUUAACUUGAGGCAAGUUCGACGCAGCAUCUACUUAUAUAUAUAGUAGAAAGUGGUGAGUCUAAAAAAUCUGUACACUUAUAGAUCUGAGUUGGCUGCUAGCCACUCUUGCUUCAAUCAUAUAUUAAGUAGUCCACUUUUGUCUUUUUAGCACAUUUAAUUUUCAGUACUAAGAUCUUUCAAUGGAAACAGACAUGUCUUUCUUGUCUAAAAGUUCAAGCAGCUCUAGUGAUGAUGAAGUUGGAUUGAGAAGAGGUCCAUGGACUGUUGAAGAAGACAGUCUCCUCGUCAAUUACAUUUCCCAACAUGGCGAAGGCCGAUGGAAUAUGCUUGCACACCGUGCUGGAUUGAAGAGAACAGGCAAGAGUUGCAGGUUGAGAUGGCUGAAUUACCUGAAACCCGACGUUAAAAGAGGGAAUCUCACUCCUCAGGAACAGCUCCUGAUUCUUGAACUUCAUUCCAAGUUGGGUAACAGAUGGUCAAAAAUCGCGCAAUAUCUACCGGGAAGAACAGAUAAUGAAAUCAAGAAUUACUGGAGAACAAGGGUGCAGAAACAAGCUAAGCAUUUGAAGAUUGACUCCAAUAGUGCAGCAUUUCAACACAUAAUUCGCUGUCUCUGGAUACCUCGGCUUGUUCAGAAGAUACAAGGUUCAUCUGCUAUCCCAUCAAUACAGACUUCAUUAUUGGAUUCACAAUAUGGUCCUUAUAAUAUCACAGAAAUUACACAAACCCCACAAGUUUUAAGCUUAGAGAGAAACAGCAUCAGCAGCAGCAGAUGCUGCAGUUCGAGUUCACCUUCGUCAGAAUCCAUGAGUACCAAUAAAUCUCCCAACAUUAUUUCAGAAUGUCCAAAAUUUCCACCUCGUGAGAUGGGUGAUUCUGUUGUCAAUGUUCAUUUUCCGUUUGACGACAACAGUUAUGAUAUGGAUACUUUCAGCCCAGCAACUGGCAACUUUUUGAAUAAUUAUGAUCAAAUGGUGGGUGGAGAAAACAAUCUGAUGAAUGGUGAUAUUUUAGCUGAGAGCUUCUGGAGCAUGGAUGAAUUUUAGCAAUUUCAGUAGAAGGAAAAUAUAAAACUAUGGUCAUCUUUCUUGUUUCAUGUGAUUUUAGAACGAAAUAGUGACCUUACAUCAUGAUAUUUUUACCAAAAAUAUUGAGGUUAUGAACAAUUGUUAAUAGUUGAAAUUGCGUGAUUGAAGUUAGUUUCAUUUUCAACUGUUUCUUUUCUUGAAAAAGCAGAGUACUCUGUUUUCUAUUCCACAUUUCCCAUUAGUGGGGAUUGUAUGUAGAAGUCAAACUGAAAUAAUGUAUAGACUUAAAUACAUGUAUGCAGAAAAGGUUACUAAAAGCUAAAUAAUGAGGGUUAUUCACGCAA
Messenger RNA from Nicotiana attenuata, 1426 nucleotides. RefSeq names its product transcription factor MYB108-like. Lineage: Eukaryota; Viridiplantae; Streptophyta; Magnoliopsida; Solanales; Solanaceae. The transcript has 3 exons. Bases 234 to 1100 code for a protein of 288 amino acids. Gene Ontology annotation, molecular function: sequence-specific DNA binding; DNA-binding transcription factor activity. Gene Ontology annotation, cellular component: nucleus. The record is from RefSeq and is a predicted model, not a curated record. Gene Ontology annotation, biological process: regulation of DNA-templated transcription.